AAAUGGGAAGGCUCCAGCAGAACUCGCCACUGGCUCCCUCCUGCCCUGCCCGCAGCUGGCAGCAUGAGGGGCACGGUGCUGGCACUGGGCUGCCUGGCUCUGCUGCUGCUGGCACAGCACGGGCAGGGCGAAGGCAGCAAGGUGAGGCUCUGCGGGAGAGAUUUCAUCAGAGCCGUGGUGUUCACCUGCGGCGGCUCCCGCUGGAAAAGGGAGCUCAGCGAGCAGCAGGAGCUGCGGGAGAGUGAGAACCUCCAGCAUUUCCCACACGAGGACGAGGGUGACUCUGACUUCUCAUCACAGCCAGAGCUGGGGAUCCACAGCAAAGAACCCCAGGAGGUCAAACCUGAGCAAGACUUGCAAAACAGCAGCAAAGCUUCUGUGCUGAACAAACGUGAGGCAGCUGAUCUGCUGGCCACAUCCUGCUGCAACGUGGGCUGCAGCAGGAGAGAGAUCAGCUCCCUGUGCUGAAAUGCAGCAGCUCAGGGUGGCACAGCUCCCAGGAUUAAAACAAUCAUGACAUGACCCACAGCUCUUCCAGUUGUGCUCUUUAAUUGUAGCUUUUGGGUGUUACAUGUCACAGUGCACAUCAGCAAGUGGCUUCAGGUUGUCUGCAUUUCACAGUUUUUACAGUGGAUUAAACUUUGAGUCAUGAGCACAUGAAGUGUUUCUUUAGCUUUGCAUCUGAAAUGUAAUAAAAUAAGCAAUUUGUGAUGGGUUUGUUCUCUGAAUCAGGGAAAUCUAACAGCAGGAAAUAGGGGCAGCAAAAGGUCUGGUUUCAGAUUCAGAGCAAGGUCAGUGGGGAAUAGCUGCACCAGGAGAGACUUGGGACCAUCAGCACCAGCCCCAAAACCAGGCAGGCAAAACUCAUGGUUUAUUUCCUACUCCAGAUGCUUCCAGCAAUGUCCCCUGGAGGAGAACAGG
This is a messenger RNA of Oenanthe melanoleuca, 921 nucleotides long. RefSeq names its product insulin like 5 (gene INSL5). Bases 64 to 468 code for a protein of 134 amino acids. The transcript is spliced from 2 exons. Gene Ontology annotation, molecular function: hormone activity. Gene Ontology annotation, cellular component: extracellular region. The record is from RefSeq and is a predicted model, not a curated record. NCBI's taxonomy places the organism in Eukaryota, Metazoa, Chordata, Aves, Passeriformes, Muscicapidae.